AUGUUUCACAGUCUAAGUAUUGAUGUUGAGCCUCACUCUGACUGUGCAUCGUGUUUUGAGCUGCAGGAGGAAUUAAAGGAAAAAGAAAACUGUAUCAAAUUACUUGAACAGCAAAUGUCUAGUGGCGAGAAUUGGAGGGUUGAGGCAAUUCAAGAUAAUGAUGAAAAGACGUUGUUUUAUACAGGAUUUCGCAGCUACAAUGAUUUCAACGGUUUUUUCAAGUCGUUAGAGUAUGCUGCCACUUCACUGAAAUAUUGGUCACAGAGACAUACAGCAUUUACAGAGAGUAAAUCAGCAAAACUUCGUUCUCUUUCACCUCUAAAUGAGUUUUUUCUGACAAUGGUUCGUCUUCGUUUGGGGCUAGAGAUGAAAGACCUUAGCUACAGGUUUGGCUUCUCUCUUUCUCAAGUUCAUAAUAUAUUUGUCACAUGGAUAAACUUUCUCUAUUGCCAUUUGAAUGACGUUGACUGGUGGUUGCCAAGGGACACUCUACGUCGAAGUUUACCACAGUCAUUUAGAGAGGCUUUUCCAAAAACCACCUGCAUCAUUGAUGCAACAGAGCUUUUUACAGAACGUCCUUCAGAUAGGGACAGGGAACUUACCAAGCAGUCUGGUUUUCUUAAUAAAUUGGUGCCUGGAGACCAAGUCAUGGCAGACAAAGGAUUUAUUACUGCCGACAUUCUCAUGGACGUUGGGGCAUCUCUUGUGCUACCUCCUUUUCUAAAAGGAGGAGGUCAGUUUGCCGAGGAGCAAGUCAUUAAAUGCCGGCAAGUGGCGUCUCUUAGAAUCGAUGUAGAAAGGGUGAUCAGACGGAUAAAGAACUAUAGAAUUUUACAAGGCAUAACACUUAGUUCAAAAUACAUCACACUACCACUUGCUGUUCAAUUUCAUUUUCAAUCAUUACAACAUUAA
Corticium candelabrum is the source of this 912-nucleotide messenger RNA. RefSeq lists its product as uncharacterized. The transcript is spliced from 3 exons. Lineage: Eukaryota; Metazoa; Porifera; Homoscleromorpha; Homosclerophorida; Plakinidae. The record is from RefSeq and is a predicted model, not a curated record. Bases 1 to 912 code for a protein of 303 amino acids.